UUUUAGCACAUUCGGAGCACGGACAUGACACUAACUUUACAAUGUUUCAUUACAUUACUGUGUUUUGUUUUUUGUAUUUAGACUAUGUCCGUUGUGGUAUAGUGAAUAAUCGAUUACUGUUUAAUGUCGACACAAAAGUGACCUUUUCGCCGCCAACUCCCGCGGAAUAUUUCGGAUAUUCGGUGUUUUUGACAGAUACUGAUAAUAAAUUGAUCGUGGGCGCUCCAAAAGCUAACAGUACAGGCAGCCCUAUCGUGAAGUCUGGACAAGUGUUCACAUGCUCCAUACAGAAUGAUCCAUCAUCACACAACUCGACCUGUAAACAAUUGAAUCCGCGCAAUGAUAGAGGAUUCGGUUCGAGCACGUUUUUGAGAAAGGAUAUGUUAUUUGGAGCAACAGUCGGUGCCAUAAAGAACAAAAUAAUAUUUGCCUGUGCUCCAUCGUGGGCUGAGCCAUACAGGGACACCCAUCUCUUGACAAUCGGCGCUUGCUACGUGUUCACCACAACUAGAAGAAAUCAGGUCCUUAAGCCAUUGGGAGGGAAAGAGAAACAAGCUAUAACCUCCCCUGGCUCCAGGAAGGUGUAUGAAGAUUAUGGUGGGAAAUAUUUGAACUAUUACGCGUACGGUCUGGCCGGGCUAUCGAUGAAGGUGACUGACGACAGCAACGUCCUGCUUGGAGCACCGGGCAUCUUGCAGAAUACUGGAGGAAUAGUCGAUUACUACAUUUUGGAGAGGGGACCCACUAUCAGAAAGCAGCCGAUAGCGAACCCAUACUUCACUGAUGAUUUGGGUCCUGACGACUAUUUUGGGUACAGCGUGGACUCGGCCAUGUUUGAACCGCACGGCAGAUUCCUGCAAGUGGGAGGGGCGCCGAGAUCCCAGAUGGGAUUGGGACAAGUGUUGAUUAUUGAACCAGUGAUAACAGAGUCCAACCCUAUCAAGAUCAAGGCUAAGCUCGUGGGUCCACAAGUGGGAUCCUAUUUUGGAGCAACGCUAUGCUGUGUGGAUAUAAAUGGUGACGACAGAAUCGACCUCCUGGUUGGCGCGCCUAAUUAUGUAAAACAAAACGGUGGAUUCAAAUAUGACCAGGGCGCUGUUUUCAGUUACCUCAACCGUGAAAAGAACUCCACAUUUAAUCUAGAGGAAUCUACACACGUGUUGGGAAACGAAGCAAGCAAAGCAAGGUUUGGGAGCGCUAUAGCCAGUCUCGGCGACAUCGACGGUGACGGGUUUAACGAUGUGGCAAUAGGAGCUCCUUGGGAAGAUUCCGGAGUGGUGUACAUAUACCAGGGGAGCAAAGAAGGGUUGAAACGAAACUACAUCCAGAGAAUCACUGCAGAGGGGUCGAGUGGUUUCGGCAUUUCAAUAUCUAAAGGGCAUAUCGACAAUAAUUAUUGUAAUGAUGUGGCUAUAGGAGCAUACGCCAGCGGAACAGCGUACCUUUAUAAGUGUACCCCCACUAUCAAAGUGGAGGCAUCCAUCAAAAUGCAAGACAUAGCGGAUUUACCAGAGAAUCCCACAAACUUCACGGCUUACUUUUGUCUGUCAGUUCGUCCACAAGUUAACCAUCACGCCAAGUUAGAUAUUCAAGCAAUAAAAACAAUAGAUCCAGAUCUAAAAAGGGCCUCUAUUUUAGAAGACACCAGCAAUAUAAUCACCCUCUCACCUGGUAAAGAAAUGUGUGAUGAACACGUAGUAAUGGUCAACGUGACAUCAGACCUGACAAAACCGAUCCCAAUUUCUUAUGAGCUGAAGUUAGUGACGUCACAAGAUACCGCACGCCUCGCCGAAGAUUCAGUUUUACAAGCUUCAUCACUGUUUCAAAUGAUGUAUGAUUGCGGCAAAGAUAUGAUUUGUACACCACUUCUUAAUUUGACUCUCGAACCUUUCAAUUCACCAUACGUCCCGGGGUCAGACCAGAAACUAGGAGUUAAAGUGACUAUAACCAACCAUGAAGAACCAGCGUAUGGAAUUAAGUUCAACCUCACACUGCCACAAGCCCCUAAAAGGGUCCCCACAUCCUGUAUUCUGCAUGACUUCAACAUGACCUGUAGCCUCCCAGCCUUGUUUAGGAGAAACGAUACAGCCAUAUUUGAUAUUGAAUUGGAAUAUGAAUAUAUAAGUACAUAUACCGACAUGGUUGUAACCGUGGAGAUGAUUUAUGGCAGUAAUGUCACUGUCAAAGAAUUGCUUCUGAAAGUGCAUCCUGUAGCCAAUAUUAGUGUAACCGGAAAGGCCCUACCAAACAUGACGGUGCAGGUAUCCAGAGAUACACUAUACGGCGCAGGAAACGUAUCAUUUGUUCAUUAUUAUCAGAUAAGCAAUUUUGGCCCAUCUAAUUGGUUCAACUUGAAAGCAGUGUUGCGCAGGCCUGACAAGAUAAACUUAUCAAGUCCGGUGGCUGGAUGCGCAGAAAGACAGGCCAGCCCAUACAUGGAUUGUCAGUGGAAUAUACGAGCAAAACACACGAUAUCCGUGGUGGUGCCGCUACGCAUUGAUUUACACAUUUUUGGUGAUUUCCUACUCGAAAACGUGACAUAUAAUGCUACUUCCGAAAUGCAUAUUCUGUCCUUCGAAAAGUUUUCGUCGGUGAGAACCACACUAGUUCUCGACCCGGCUCCGCCUCUCUGGCCUUUGAUAGUAGCAGUUGUUAGCGGAAUACUUCUGCUGGCUCUCAUCAUGUUUGUGCUGUAUAAGUUCGGCUUCUUCUCAAGACCACAAAAAGAAGAUUUGAAACGCCUUCUUGAAGACAAAAAUACAGAACAGGAGCAAAGCCUUUCAGACCUUGUCAAUACGUCCGCUCUCGAAGGCAGUUCGGCAUCGACUGCGGGAACCGCAGCGGAGUGCGGCGCGUGCGCAUUCACAGAUGGCCAAGACGACUCAACGCAGUUCGACGCGUCAACUCUCGAGUUUGACGCAUCCACGUUUGAGUUGAACGCUAGUCAGGAGUUAAUAGAACUGGAUACUGAUUAAGAAAAAUUACAUUAUAUUAUUCUUUAGUUUUAAUUAACUUGAAUACCAAAGAGAAUUUUUUUAGUUAUUUAAUUUUAUGUAGUACUUAAUUUUAAGAAAACAAACUACGCUUAUAUCCCGUAUGUAACACAAGUAUUAUAUAGUCAAUAUCGUUAUUCCUAUAUGAUUAAAAUUAUUUUCAUUAUUAGUUAAUUUUAUGGCAUUCCAAGCAAAAGGGAACAAACUACUGAUAGAUUCAAUUUUCCGAGAUAUUUGUGAUUUUGUGGAAAGAAGGUAGAAAAUUGGCAUUUUGCGAUUUUAAUUAUUUUAAUACGACAUGCAAGGGGCUACGUUUUCAUGCAAUAAAUGUCUCUAUCGUGUACACAACGUGAGAAAAUUACAAUUGUAUGUUUAGUAACUAGAACACUAGCUGUUACAGUUUAAACUAAACAAUUUGAUGUUUGUAAGUGUGAAUUUUGACUUUUGUUUUUUACAAUAUAAAGGCAUUAUUUAAUAAGUAAUAAACAAAUAGAAUAUCCA
Molecule: messenger RNA, 3494 nt
Organism: Plodia interpunctella (Indianmeal moth)
Lineage: Eukaryota; Metazoa; Arthropoda; Insecta; Lepidoptera; Pyralidae
Product: integrin alpha-PS3-like
Exons: 21
Coding region: 42-2975 (977 amino acids)
Biological process (GO): integrin-mediated signaling pathway; cell-cell adhesion; cell adhesion mediated by integrin
Cellular component (GO): integrin complex; external side of plasma membrane
Molecular function (GO): integrin binding
Source: RefSeq, a predicted model, not a curated record